Vicia villosa (hairy vetch) is the source of this 1542-nucleotide messenger RNA. RefSeq names its product polygalacturonase QRT2-like. Gene Ontology annotation, molecular function: polygalacturonase activity. Bases 120 to 1472 code for a protein of 450 amino acids. Gene Ontology annotation, biological process: fruit dehiscence; pectin catabolic process; anther dehiscence. The transcript is spliced from 8 exons. Lineage: Eukaryota; Viridiplantae; Streptophyta; Magnoliopsida; Fabales; Fabaceae. The record is from RefSeq and is a predicted model, not a curated record.
GACAUUCCAUGAUUCUAAGUGCACUUUAAGCAUAAAUCACUCUCUAUAAAAUCAUCUCUAAUUCUUCUAUAACCUCAUAUCAUUAGACCCUUUGGCACAAAACCAUCACAAUUCUCUCCAUGGAUCAAUCUCACAAAAAUAUGCAUCUACAAAUUCCUAUUAUCACAAUUUUCAUGAUCCUCCUAGCUUCAUUAGUCUUAUGCAAUUCCUCUUACAUAGUGGAACCACUUGAUCAAACAAAUUCUGAAUACUACUACAAUUCACAUGAUGGAAGAUUGAUCAAAACAAAACAUCAACAUUUUGGCCACAUAACAAGGAGCAAUAGAGAUAACUUUUUGUCUUCAAAGUCUCGAGGAAUGGUUAAUGUUGACGACUUUGGAGCCCAAGCAGAUGGAAGAGAUGAUAGGGAGGCAUUUAAGAAGGCAUGGAAUGAAGCAUGUUCUAAAGGGUGUACUCUUGUUGUACCAAAAAAUAAGAUAUAUCUUCUCAAACCAAUAACUUUUUCAGGUCCAUGUCAACCAAAUACUUCCUUUAUGCUCUAUGGAACAAUCGAAGCAUGGCCUCAACUUUCAGCAUACACAGAUAGACAACAUUGGAUUGUGUUUGAUAGUGUUACCAAUUUCAGUGUUGAAGGUGGUGGCACUUUCAACGGCAAUGGGAAAAAAUGGUGGAAAAACUCCUGCAAAUAUAACAAUAACCUUACAUGCAAUGAUGAACCAAGACCACAUGCGGUGACAUUCUAUGGUUGCAAGAAUUUGAGAGUGGAGAAUCUAAGGUUCAAAGAUCCACAAAAAAUGCAUGUAUCAUUUGAGAGAUGCUUCAAUGUGUUUGUUUCGAAUCUGGUUAUGAGAGCACCACAAAAUAGCCCCAAUACUGAUGGAAUUCAUGUCACAGAAACCCAAAAUAUUGACAUAACAAAUUGUGAUAUCGGGACAGGUGAUGAUUGUAUUUCAAUAAUUAGUGGAUCAAAAAAUGUUCAAGCUACGAAUAUCACAUGCGGACCCGGACAUGGAAUCAGCAUUGGAAGUUUGGGACGUGAUAACACAGAAGCUGAAGUUUCAAAUGUGGUGGUGAAGAGAGCAACCUUAAUAGGAACAAAAAAUGGAGUGAGAAUAAAAACAUGGCAGGGUGGUUCAGGAUAUGCAAGAAACAUCAAAUUUAUGGACAUUGAAAUGCAAAACGUUACAAAUCCAAUAAUAGUAGAUCAAUCCUACUGUGAUCAAACAAAACCAUGUAAAGAGCAGAACAAAGGGGUGCAAUUAAGUCGUGUGUUGUACCAAAACAUAAGAGGAACAAGUGCUUCAGAAGUAGCUAUUACAUUUGAGUGCAGCAAAAUCGUUCCUUGCAGAGAAAUCUACUUGCAGGAUGUGAUUUUAGAACAAGAAGAAGGAAGUGGGGGCACCAUAGCUACAUGUAAGAAUGUUAAAUAUGUAAAUAGAGGAAAAUUUUAUCCUCAAUGCUCCCCUGCUUGAAGAGUUCAGCAUUAGGUUAACGUUGUUGUCAAUUUCGAUAAACUUGUCCACAAAUUGAUAAAUAAGGUUA